This is a messenger RNA of Echinops telfairi (small Madagascar hedgehog), 1618 nucleotides long. It is a transcript of the gene HSD11B2, whose product is annotated as hydroxysteroid 11-beta dehydrogenase 2. Lineage: Eukaryota; Metazoa; Chordata; Mammalia; Afrosoricida; Tenrecidae. The record is from RefSeq and is a predicted model, not a curated record. Bases 1 to 1302 code for a protein of 433 amino acids. Gene Ontology annotation, molecular function: oxidoreductase activity. The transcript has 6 exons.
AUGGGAAAGCGCGCGGGGACGGGUGUGCUUGGGGCAGCAGCAAGGCAGGCUGGGAAGCUGCUGCACCGCGCAGACCUGCGCCUGGGCCGCCCGCUGCUGGCGACGCUGGCGCUGCUGGCCGUGCUCGACUGGCUGUGCCAGUGCCUGCUGCCCCCGCUGGCCGCACUCGCCGUGUUGGCCGCCGCCGGCUGGAUCGCGUUGUCCCGCCUGGAGCGCCCGCCGCGCCUGCCCGUGGCCACUCGCGCGGUGCUCAUCACCGGUUGUGACACUGGCUUUGGCAAGGAGACGGCCAAGCAACUGGACAUUAUGGGCUUCACGGUACUAGCCACUGUGUUGGACUUGGAGAGCCCCGGGGCCCUGGAGCUACGAGCUUGCUGUUCCCCACGCCUGAAGCUGCUGCAGAUGGACCUGACCAAGCCGGAGGACAUUGGCCGUGUUCUAGAGUUCACCAAGGCCCACACCUCUAGUUCAGGCCUGUGGGGCCUCGUCAACAAUGCGGGUUACAAUGACGUUGUGGCCGAUGCGGAGUUGUCGCCAGUGGACACCUUCCGCAGCUGCAUGGAAAUCAACUUCUUCGGGGCCCUGGAGCUAACCAAGGGCCUCCUUCCACUGCUACGCCGCUCUAGGGGUCGUCUGGUGACGCUGGGCAGUCCGGCUGGGGACAUGCCGUACCCGUGCCUGGGGGCCUAUGGGACAUCCAAGGCGGCCAUGGUACUGCUCAUGGACACCUUCAGCUGCGAGCUCCUGCCCUGGGGUGUCAAAGUCAGCGUCAUCCAACCAGGUUGCUUCAAGACAGAGUCUGUGCUGAAUGAGGGUCGCUGGGAGCAGCGCAAACAGCUGCUGCUGAAUAACCUGCCCCGAGAGCUGCUGCAGGCCUACGGCAAGGACUACAUCGAGCACGCGCACGUGCAAUUCCUACAUUCGCUCCGCCUGGCGCUCCCGGACCUCAGCCCCGUGGUAGACGCCAUCAUCGACGCGCUGCUGGCCGCCCAGCCGCGCCGCCGCUAUUACCCGGGCCGGGGCGUGGGGCUCAUGUACUUUAUCCAUCACUACCUGCCGGAGGGCCUGAGGCGCCGCUUCCUGCAGAACUUCUUCAUCAGUCCCUGCCUGCCGCUGGCCCUUCGACCAGGCCAGCCCAGCCCCUCCCCUGCCCAGGACGCAGCCCUGGACCCGAACCUCCACCCAGGCCAGUCUCCAGCUGUGCCCGGUGUGCAGGAGCACAUGCGGCCUAGGCACUCCAGCCCGGGGGGGCCCCCAGAGGCCUUUUGUGAGCCCUCAGGCUUGUCCCAAAGCUCGGGCUAGCGUGCCAGGCCCCACCAGGGGAAAAAGCUGCCCAGGGAGCCGCCAGGCCUCUCCUCUGCUUCCUGAGCCCGAAGCACUUCCAGCGCACCCUGCACUCCAUUCUUCGGACAGCGCUCCUGCACACUUGAGUGGCUGGGUGGGCCAAAGACCCUCUCAGGACUUUCUCGGCACCAGUGCCUCUGUGCUAAGAUUCAAACGGUCAUUCCCAACUGCCUCUUGACCACCCACUUCCAGCCCGCUGAGCCACGGGGAGGCUUCACAGCCUACUUGCUAGACUGCCACUUUUUAAAUAAAAGACACCUUUUUAUUUCUCUGA